This is a messenger RNA of Rotaria socialis, 579 nucleotides long. The record is from the annotation of a GenBank genome assembly. Lineage: Eukaryota; Metazoa; Rotifera; Eurotatoria; Philodinida; Philodinidae.
AUGUCAUUUCCUGUAGUUUUCAUGCAGAAUAUUUUUUUUCUCUAUCUUGCCUCCCACUACUACUACUGGCCUUUUUAUAUAAAAAGUGUUGUCUACUCAGUACUUAGUAUUUCUAAACUUGCAUUCAUCUCAUUAAAAUCCAUAUUGCCUGACACCAACGAAAGUAUGCGUCAAUCCACCUUAUUCAUUUUAUCUCUCGCUAUCAUACAAUUAAGUUAUGCAUGUUAUAUUACUAAUUGUCCGAUUGGCGGCAAGCGAAGUUUAUUUGCCAGUAGUAUUCUUCAUGAUCAUCAAUGUCCACGUUGUGGAGCCAACGGCCAAUGUUAUGGAUCAUCGAUUUGUUGCACAAGCUCCGGUUGUCGAAUUGGACAUCGGUCAGACAUUCGUCAAUGUUCAAUUGAAGAUCAUAGUGUGAUCCCAUGUACUAUCAAAAGUGCAUCUUGUUCAGUAUUACCCAAUGGUCAAUGUGCCGCAAAUGGCGUUUGCUGUAACACGGAAUCGUGCCAAAUGGAUGAAACUUGCUCAAUGUCAUCAAAUCAAAAUGAUGAUAGUUUACAAGAACAAUCACACGUGUUAUAA